Messenger RNA from Tachysurus vachellii, 2041 nucleotides. It is a transcript of the gene abhd16a, whose product is annotated as abhydrolase domain containing 16A, phospholipase. Gene Ontology annotation, biological process: phosphatidylserine catabolic process; monoacylglycerol catabolic process. The transcript has 20 exons. Bases 63 to 1694 code for a protein of 543 amino acids. The record is from RefSeq and is a predicted model, not a curated record. Gene Ontology annotation, molecular function: monoacylglycerol lipase activity; glycerophospholipase activity. Gene Ontology annotation, cellular component: endomembrane system. NCBI's taxonomy places the organism in Eukaryota, Metazoa, Chordata, Actinopteri, Siluriformes, Bagridae.
ACGGCUGAAAUUUUGAAUCGCACUGACCCACAUGGGCUUCCGUAGCUGCCGACUGAGUAACGAUGGCUGUUUGGUUGUGGUUUCGCUGCCUGUUCGGGCCCAGUUUGUACCGGAUCCAUCGGCCACAGGACUCCUCCAGACCCGACAGCAGAACCGUAAGGAGGGGUUGGGAUUACCAGCCCAGAGGUUUGGAAAGACACACGGACAGUAUCCUUGGUUGGGCUUCAGUGCUGUGGUCCCUGUCUUAUUACAGCUCGCCCCUCAUUCUCUGUUAUCUCUACAGGAAAGGUUACAUCUGCAGCAGUAAGUUCAUUCCUGUCAGCCAGUACAUCGGCACCGUGCUGGUUUGUUUACUGGGAGUAGCGUGUCUGAGAGGCUGGGGUCGCUGGAAAAACACUGAGUAUCACCAGUUCAUCACCAUUCUGGAGGAGACCAAGAAGAACCACACAAGCAGCAACAAGAAAAAACUUGCUAGUUUUGACUUCAACUUCUCGCACUGGCCAGUAGAUUUCAGCUGGAAUGAAGUCAGCAAUCCGAAGUUAUUGAAGGCAGGAGUUUCCUUGCUGAAGCCAGAGCCAAAGCACAGAGGAGCAGCAGACAGUCUGCUGAGUUCAGUACGAACACUGCCAUGCCAUGUCGUCAGCUAUCUUGUGGCUCACUCGUUUGGCCGGAGGAUGCUGUAUCCCGGCUCUGUGGGUUUGCUGCAGAAGGCCAUGAGGUACAUGCUGCAGCAGGGACAGGCCAAGCUAAUCGAAGAGUAUGACGGUCAGAGAAACAAGCUGGUGGCGUGUGACGGAAAUAAAAUCGACACCAUGUUUGUGGACCGGAGAGGAAACGGAGGCCCAAACGGGAAAACUCUGGUGAUAUGUUGCGAAGGGAACGCAGGCUUCUAUGAGGUUGGCUGCAUGAACACUCCACUGGAUGGUGGCUACUCAGUCCUCGGCUGGAAUCACCCAGGAUUCGCAGGCAGUACUGGUGUGCCGUUUCCUCAGAACGAGGCGAACGCGAUGGAUGUAGUGAUCCAGUUUGCUGUGCACAAACUGGGGUUCCAGUUGAGCGACAUUAUUUUGUAUGCCUGGUCGAUAGGGGGCUUUACAGCCACUUGGGCAGCGAUGUCAUACCCCGAGAUCCGCGCGCUGGUUCUGGACGCCUCCUUUGACGACCUCCUGCCCCUGGCCUUAAAGGUCAUGCCUGACAGCUGGAGACCGCUGGUGACUCACACAGUCAGGCAGUACAUGAACUUGAACAACGCAGAUCAGCUUUGCAAGUACCAGGGACCAGUUCUACUGAUCAGGAGAACCAAAGAUGAAAUCAUCACAACCACGGGACCAGAGGACAUCAUGUCCAACCGAGGAAAUGACCUACUCCUGAAACUGCUCCACUACAGGUAUCCUAAAGUGAUGACGGAUGACAGUGUCAGAGCAGUCAGACAGUGGCUUGCAGCUGGAUCGCCGGUGGAAGAAGAGUCUGUAUACGUCGGGUACGAGGUGGACGAUGACUGGUGCCUGUCUGUGCUGCAGUCCUAUCAGACAGACCGAGACGCGCCGUUCCCCUGGAGCGUCGGUGAGGACAUGGCUCUGGAAGGCAGACGGCAGCUCGCACUUUUCCUGGCUCGAAAGUACAUGAGGAAUUUUGACGCGAUGCAUUGCACACCGCUCCCCAUCUCAGAGUUUCAAGUUCCCUGGAAGCUCUAGAAGCCAGCAAGAGACCGGGAUGGAGAGACUAAACGAAAGCACAGAGAAAUCCUGGUGGAUAUUUAGUGUUAACGUUUUGAUUCUUAAUGACGUGCAUGGUUUUUUUUUUUUUUAGUAUGUAUGUUUGUUGUUUUUGUCAGUUGGGUAUCUGCAUGGUUCUUUUAAGAACCUGGUGUCAAACGAACAUGACCUGAAAGUUGUUUAGGAAUGAACCGGGUCCAUCUAUUUGUUCUCAGUCUGAUUCUCUGUUUUGUGAGCGGUCUUUAUUUAUUAUAAGCCAUGCCCUAAACUACAAACUGGAUGUAACUGUAUUAAAAAGACUUAAUAAAUAAGGGAUUUUAGUGGUC